This is a messenger RNA of Salarias fasciatus (jewelled blenny), 5847 nucleotides long. RefSeq lists its product as uncharacterized. The transcript has 2 exons. Gene Ontology annotation, molecular function: nucleic acid binding; zinc ion binding. Bases 52 to 5343 code for a protein of 1763 amino acids. Gene Ontology annotation, biological process: DNA integration. The record is from RefSeq and is a predicted model, not a curated record. Lineage: Eukaryota; Metazoa; Chordata; Actinopteri; Blenniiformes; Blenniidae.
GCUGAAGCAGCAGCACGUUUAGCUUCAAAACGAGCAGAAAUAAAAAGAGAAAUGGAAAUCUCAAAGCAAAGACAGGAGAUUCUUGCUCAGCAAGAGAAGCUGAAAAUGUUGGAGAACCAAAGAGAUCUUGAGGCAAUAGAGGCAGAGUACAAUGUAUAUGCUGAAGAAGAAUCAAAGAUGGAUGCUGAAAGAACUGCAAGUGAAAUAAAGGUCACUUCAAGUCAGCUUCCAAAACAGCAGCAGAACAAUGUCUCACGCCCAGAAGUUCUUUGUAAGCCAGCGCCAGCUUUACCUGAGAUUAAAGGUGAAAAGAUUUUCCAAAGGGUGUAUGUCCCACAAACUUGUGACAGGAAUCCAAUGCCAAAAGACACUGAAGUAGCAUUAGUCCAAGCGUUAAAGGACUCGUUGACAAUGACAAGACUGCCAGCUCCUGAACCAUUUACAUUUAGUGGGGAUCCGCUGAAAUUCAUUGAGUGGAGCACUUGUUUCAAAGCUUUAAUAGAGACUAGCUGUGUUGAUCCAGCUCACAGAUUGUUCUACCUGAAAAAGUACAUAAGUGGGGAAGCACUUACUGUAUUAGAAGGAACAUUUUAUAGAAGCGAUGAGGAAGCUUACACCCAGGCUUGGGAGGCUUUGAAUAAACGUUAUGGCCAUCCAUUUGUUGUCCAGAGAGCGUUUAGAGGAAAACUAAGCAGUUGGCCAAAGAUUGGGUCAAAGGAGUCUCUGAAACUGCGAGAGUUUAGUGAUUUCCUCAUUUCAUGCAAAAACGCCAUGCCUCAUGUACAAGGUCUCAGGGUAUUAGAUGAUUGUGAAGAAAAUCAAAAAAUACUCCUCAAGCUACCAGACUGGGCAACAACACGUUGGAACAGAUAUGUGACUAAAACACUGGAUGAAGGAAAAGAAUAUCCAAGUUUUGCGGAAUUUGCUGACUUUGUGGCUGAAGAAGCACGCAUAGCAUGCAACCCAGUCUCGUCCUUGUUUGCACUGCGAACAUGUGACAAACUAGACAAGGAGCAAAAGCGUCCUAAGGCGAGUGCCUUAACUACUACGAUAAAAGGAAACAAGAAUACGAAGGCAGCAAGCACAGCUCAAGAAAUCAAAUCUCCCCCUUCCACAAUUCAGAACAAAAGACAAAUUGAGUGCAUUUGUUGCAAGCAAAGCCACUUUAUUUACAAAUGUGUAAAAUUUGCUGAAAUGUCUCUGGAGGAAAAGAAGAAGUUUGUUUCUGAGAAUAAUAUGUGCUAUAGUUGUCUGAGAGUUGGCCACAUUUCAAAAAACUGUCGGCAAAAGGCUACUUGUAAUGUGUGCAGGAAAAACCAUCCUACUCCACUUCAUGAGGACCGUCCACAAGUGGACAAACUUGAAACGCCACCACAAGAAGAUGCUUCUGCAGUGUCGAACAAUGUGAGAAUAGACAAUAGUGACCGUACUUCAAUGAUUGUGCCGGUAUGGUUAUCUUGUGCAGAAGGUAAUGGGCUUGAGAUCUUAGUUUACGCGCUCCUAGAUACUCAAAGCAGCAACACGUUCAUAGACCAAGACAUUUGUGAAAAGAUUCAAGCACUCACAGAGUCAGUUAAGCUGAAACUGACAACAAUGACAGACAGGGGUUCAAUUGUUCAGAGUCAAAGAGUGAAUGGGCUGAAAGUAAGAGGCUACUAUUCACAAGAGUACAUUGAGUUACCUCCCACAUACACUCGUGAAUACAUCCCCCUUGAACAAAGCAGUAUUCCCACUCGAGAAACAACAAAGGGAUGGGCACAUCUUCAAGGUAUUGCACGAGAAAUGCCAGAGUUGCUUGAUUGUCCUGCAGCACUUCUUAUUGGCUACGAUUGUGCAAGAGCUCUGAAACCAAGAGAAGUAAUACCAGGCAACGACUACGAUCCUUAUGCAAUCAAAACAGACUUAGGUUGGAGUAUUGUCGGAUCUAUCAAGCCUUUGACAAGUUCAAUGGAUGUAACCGGAGCGUGCCAUCGUAUCACUGUUAAAGAGCUGCCAUCCAUCACUCCCUCUUCUGUGAUCAAAGUGUUGGAAACAGAUUUUCGGGACACAAAUCCCAAAGAUGGAAACAUAUCACAAGAGGACAUUCAAUUUUUGCAGCUCCUCAAUGAAAACGUACACAUCAAUGAAGAAGGUCAUUUGGAAAUGCCUUUACCUUUCAGAGAACGUCCCCAGCUUCCAAACAACAAACAGCUCGCAAUAACACGGCUCAAGCACUUGAAAGCAAAAUUGGAAAGGAAUCAGAAGUACAAAGAGGAUUAUGUGAAAUUUAUGAAUCGUGUAUUUGAAGAUGGUGAUGCAGAGGAAGCAGUCGGCAUAUCUGCAGAUGAUGUCACAUGGUAUAUACCUCACCAUGGGGUAUACCAUCCCAGAAAGCCAGAGAAAGUGAGAGUUGUGUUUGACUGCUCAGCGAAAUUUCAGGACACAUCUUUAAAUGACCAUCUCCUCACAGGCCCAGACUUAAUCAAUACGCUCAUAGGGGUACUCUGCAGAUUUAGAGAACACCAAGUUGCCAUUACAUGCGAUGUAGAGAAAAUGUUCCACCGCUUUCAUGUCUCUCCAGAAGACAGAGACUUCUUAAGGUUUUUAUGGUGGCAGGAUGGAAACACCAGUACAGAGCCAAAAGAGUAUCGCAUGCGUGUUCAUAUUUUCGGAGCAGCAUCCUCGCCAGGUUGUGCGAACUAUGGCAUGAAGUAUCUUGCAAGUGAACAUGAAAAGGAUUAUCCGUUGGCGGCAAGCUUCAUUCACAGAAACUUUUAUGUGGAUGACGGAUUAAUCAGUGUUGAUACAAUCGAAACAGCAAAACAGCUGGUCCGUCAAGCACAAGAGAUCUGUGCAAAAGGAAAAUUGCGCUUACACAAAUUUGUGUGCAACAAAAGAGAAGUUUUGGAGGUAAUCCCAGAAUCAGAGCAUGCCAUCAAUGACAAAGAUGUCAAUCUGAACUACUCUGACAUUCCUAUGCAAAGUGUGCUGGGAGUCAAAUGGAAUGUGGAAACAGAUUCAUUCUCGUUCAAUGUUGUUCUCAAAGGAAAGCCAGCCACUCGGCGAGGAAUCCUGGCAACAGUAGCGAGUGUGUAUGAUCCACUAGGAUUUCUUUCUCCAUACAUUCUAACUGGGAAGCAAGUACUACAGGAAAUGUGCAAACGCGGCAUAGGAUGGGAUGAUCCUAUUCCUCCUGCUCUGGAAAAGCAAUGGAAAAUAUGGCUUAAUGAUCUGGAAAACUUGCCAAAGAUUCAAAUACAGAGAUGCUUCAUUCCCGAGGACAUGGAUACAGUGCAAAGGAUUGAGUUACAUCAUUUCUCGGAUGCAAGCAGCAGUGGCUAUGGACAAUGCUCAUACAUCAGGAUUGUAGCAGAAAACAAGGUGCAUUGUACUCUCGUUAUGGGAAAAGCCAGAGUGGCUCCCACCAGAGUUGUCACUAUACCACGUCUCGAAUUGACCGCAGCGGCAGUUUCAGCGGGAGUAAGUAACUUCCUCAGAACAGAGCUUGAGCUAAAGAUUGACGAGGAGUUCUUCUGGACUGAUUCUCAAGUGGUGCUCGGGUACAUUAAAAAUGAAGCAAAGCGCUUUCACGUCUUUGUCGCAAACCGUGUUCAGAAAAUUAGAGACUUCACAGAUCCAAAGCAAUGGUUCUACAUAGAGACGGAUCAGAAUCCAGCAGACCACGCUUCUAGAGGUCUCAAGGUGGCAGAGCUCAUGGACUCUAGUUGGUUAACUGGACCUAGAUUUCUCUGGGACAGAGAACUUGUAACCAAGCCACACUCCCCAGCUCUUUUCUUGGGAGACCCUGAAGUAAAGGUUCUUGAAACUAAUGCUCAAGAGAAAGACAAUUUUCUUGAGAGAUUCUCGAGAUUUUCUGAUUGGAACAUGGCACUUAAUGUUGUUGCAAGGAUAAAGAGACUUAACAAAAGAGACAAAUCAGAGCUCAUUACUGUUGAAGAAAGACAAGAGGCUUCUCUAGCGCUUAUUCGGCUAGCACAGAGAAGAACUUUUGAACAAGAGUUGGAUCGAGUGAGACAAAAGGGAAACAAAUUGCCAAGAACUCACAAGUUGCAUCAACUUGAUCCUUUCAUUGAUAAUGAUGUACUCAGAGUCGGAGGCAGGUUGAGAAAAUCCUCAGCAUCAUUUGAGCUUAGACAUCCUGCUAUUCUUCCUAAGGAAGAUAUUGUCACAAAACUGAUUGUUGAUUAUUAUCACAAGAAAACACAACACCAAGGACGAGGUCAAACCCUAAAUGCACUUAGAGCCAAUGGCUAUUGGAUUGUAGGUGCCAGUAAAGUAGUGGCCAGUUACAUCAAAGAUUGUGUAGUAUGCAGAAAGAUGCGAGGGUCAACAGAAGAACAGCGUAUGGCUGACUUACCAGCUGAUAGAGUAGAGCUCUCCCCUCCUUUCUCUUUCACAGGAUUAGAUUGUUUUGGUCCUUUUAUCACAAAACAAGGUCGAAAGGAGUGUAAACGUUAUGGUCUUCUAUUUACAUGUUUAAGCUCCAGAGCUAUUCACAUUGAGAUGUUAGAAGAUCUUUCUACUGAUGCGUUUAUAAAUGGAUUGAGAUGUUUUAUAGCGAUCAGAGGAGCAGUGAGACAGAUUCGAUCCGAUCAAGGCACAAAUUUUGUCGGAGCUCGUAAUGAGUUUGAGAAAGGUCUCAAAGAUCUUGACAAGGACAGGAUUGCUACCUAUCUAGCUAAAAACCAAUGUGACUUUCAAAUGAAUGUUCCCGAAGCAAGUCACCGAGGCGGUGUCUGGGAACGCCAAAUCAGGACUGUCAGGAAUGUUUUGAGUUCAGUCUUGGCACAAGCCAUAGGAAGACUUGAUGACACCUCUCUAAGAACUUUCUUUUAUGAGGCUAUGUCAAUUGUAAACAGUCGCCCACUUACCACUAAUACUAUUAGUGAUCCAAAAAGUGCGGAACCUUUGACGCCCAAUCAUUUACUUACAAUGAAAGAGUCAGUCCCUCUUCCACCUCCAGGCAAUUUUGUCGGUGAAGAUUUGUACAGUCGAAAGAGAUGGAGAAAAGUACAGUAUCUUGCAGAACAGUUUUGGCACAGAUGGCGCAAGGAGUACUUAACCAGUAUAAGUUUAAGACAACAGUGGCACACAUCCAAACGAAAUGUACAAGUCGGAGAUGUAGUGAUCAUUAAAGAAGAGAACAUUCCCAGAAAUGAAUGGAAAUUGGCAAAGGUAAUUGAAGCCAAUAAAGACGAUGAUGGUUUGGUACGAAAAGUCAAGAUUCAAGUUGGACAAAGAGAUUUAGGAAGUAAAGGUGAACGUCUGAAACAGUUGUCCUAUCUUGAACGACCAGUACAGAAACUAGUGGUACUAGUACAAAAUGAGUCAAUUAAGAUUUGAAAGGUUAAGAAUGGUUUAUUUUCUUUUAGGUUGGAAAAUUACCAUGUUUUAUUUUGUUGUAAUAUAAACCUGUUGUAAUUUUGGUGGCAGUGUGGCUGUCGCAGUAAAAACAAUAAUAUUGGGGUUUUUUUUUUGUAUAAUAUCCACUGUAAUUCAAGUCAAUGUUUUUUGUUGCAAUAGUGCCCCUGUGUGGUUGAAAAGAUUAUUGUUUGCAUGGAUUGUGUUUAGCUGAUUGGUUGAGGGUGAGAGAGCGGAAGCAGGAAGCAGGAACGCAGCAGCCUCGAUUCAGCGGAGAAGUUGUUUGCAAAAGAGAGCAGAAAAUAAGGAAAUGCAAAAGGAAACAUGGACGAUCAGCAAACCUAACAGCUCCCACACAUUUGAACAGAAGGCGCACACGUUUUUCACGUUGCUUCUUGCCCAGCUAAAAAGAAAUAAAACGCUGGCAAAUUCAUCAGUUGAAGCGUGGCCUAUUUCUGUGCAAAUAAAUAACCUGGGAGCGGUUAU